CUACUUUAUCAUCCGCGUUUAUCAUGAUACUAGGUUCUUAGAGUUUAGCCUGACGGAGGGGGUUAACCGGUCUAGUUCAAAAGACCAUCCGUCCCUCGCAUCUCCAUCUCUCCUUUGUGCUGCAACUCUUGUGAACACCGCAUAUCUCGCCAGCAUGAGAUUCUUCCCCAAGGCCGGGCAAAGCGGUGCUCUGGGCACGCUCCUGUCUCUCGCCCUCCUAACCCAAAGUCAUUUUGCCACGGCGCAGACCGCACCCAAGGAUGGCGCCGUGUACGACUACAUUGUGGUGGGAAGCGGGCCGGGCGGCGCCGUGCUGGCCGUCAACCUCGCCAAGGCAGGCUACUCAGUGCUGAUCCUCGAAGCGGGCGAUGACAACCCGGGCCAGGGCUUCGGGCGGUACACGCCCACCGUAACAUGGGAUUUCUACGUCAAGCACUACCCGGAGGGCGACCCCCGCGACAACCAGUACAGCCAUCUGACCUGGCUAACCCCCGACGGCAAAUACUGGGUUGGCCAGAGCGGCGCGCCUGCCGGAUCCAAACUCCUGGGCGUCUACUACCCGCGCGGCGCCACCCUCGGAGGCUCGUCAAUGAUCAACGCCAUGGUCUGCUGGCUGCCGAGCGACAGCGACUGGGACUACCACGCCGCCGUCACGGGCGACGACAGCUGGCGGGCCGAGAACAUGCACAAGAUCUUCACCAAGAUCGAGAAGAACAACUACCUGACCCGCGGAACGGCCAACCACGGCUUCGACGGCUUCUUCCAGACGCAGAUGGGCGCCAUGACGCAGUCGAAGCAGCAGGGGCCGCUGCAGGGCAACAAGGUCAUGGCCGCGUACGCGCAGGAUUGGAACCUGACCACCGGCGGCGGUGGCGGGGCCGGCAUGUCCAUGGCCAACCUGCUGAUCCGCGACCCCAACGAGAUCUCCCCGUCGCGCGACCGCACCUCCAGCAUCUACGGGCUGGUCAACCACCAGUACGCCAACGGCAACCGCUACUCGGCGCGCGACUACAUCCAGGACGCCGUGCGCGCGGGAACAACAGCCGCCAAUCUGACCGUCUCGCUGACCUCGCUGGCGACCAAAGUCCUGUUCGACAUUUCUACUCCUGGCUCCUCCUCCUCCUCCUCCAAAUGUUCCUCCGGCGGCAGCACCCCGCGCGCCACAGGCGUGGAAUUCCUCUUCGGCAAAUCCCUCUACAAAGGCGACUCGCGCAGCCGCGCCACCACCAACCCACCACGCAAACUGACCGCGCUGGCCCGGCGCGAGGUCAUCCUCUCGGGAGGCGCCUUCAACUCGCCGCAGCUGCUGCAACUCUCGGGGAUCGGCAACGCAACCGAGCUGUCUAAACUCAACAUUUCUGUCAUAAAGGACCUGCCCGGCGUGGGCCGCGGCCUGAUGGACAACCAGGAGAUGCCCAUCGUCGGGACGGGCCAGGGCGGGAGCGGCAUGGCCGGCGUGGCCAUGUACACCACCAAGAGCACCGCUGCGCGAGGAGGAGGAGGCGGGGAGGAGAGGGAGAGGGAUAUGUUCCUCAUGGGCGGGCAGGGCUUCCUGUUCCGGGGGUUCUGGCCCGAUAAUCCGGUGCGAGUGCCCGCUGAGCCGCGGCAGCCUGUUUAUGGCGUGAGUAUGGUGAAAGGGCGGAGCAGGAAUGAUAAAGGAUGGGUGAGGAUCCGGUCGGCGGAUCCGACGGAGACGCCCGAGAUCAACUUCAACCAUUAUGCGGCCGGAGAGGAGUAUGAUUUGCAGGCGAUGAAGGACACGGUCGCGUGGAUCCGGCGGGUGUAUGCGCGCGUGGGCAUCACCACCGUCGAGCCGCCGUGUGUGAGCGGGGUGGAUGCCGAGGGGUAUUGUGGCAGGGAGGAUGAGGAGUGGAUUUACAAGCAGACUUUUGGGCAUCACCCGACAUCGAGCAACAAGAUUGGGGGCGACGGCGAUCCCAUGGCGGUGCUUGAUUCCAAGUUCCGGGUUAGGGGUGUUGCUGGGCUGCGCGUGGUCGAUGCGAGCGCGUUUGCGCGGAUCCCGGGUGUGUUUCCGGCCGUAGCGACGUUUAUGAUUUCGCAGAAAGCGAGCGAUGAUAUGUUGGCUGAGUUGAGGAAUGGGACGGCGUUGAAGCCGUGCUGA
Chaetomium strumarium is the source of this 2122-nucleotide messenger RNA. RefSeq lists its product as uncharacterized. Lineage: Eukaryota; Fungi; Ascomycota; Sordariomycetes; Sordariales; Chaetomiaceae. The record is from RefSeq and is a predicted model, not a curated record. The coding region runs from base 155 to 2122 and encodes 655 amino acids. The transcript has a single exon. Gene Ontology annotation, molecular function: flavin adenine dinucleotide binding; oxidoreductase activity, acting on CH-OH group of donors.